CCGGCCCACGCGCGCACGCCCGAGCCCCGCCACUGCACCGCGGCCGCGCUCCGACCCGCCAGCCAGCAUGGGGAAGCCGGCGAGGAAGGGUUUCGACUGGAAGCGCUUCGCGAGGAACAACUGGCUGCUGCUCUCCACCGUGGCCGCGGUGGUGCUAGGCAUUGUUUUAGGAGUCUUGGUUCGAGAACACAGCCAGCUCUCAAAUCUGGACAAAUUUUACUUUGCUUUUCCUGGAGAAAUUCUAAUGAGGAUGCUGAAACUCAUCAUCUUGCCAUUAAUUGUAUCCAGCAUGAUUACAGGCGUUGCUGCCCUGGAUUCCAACGUUUCUGGAAAAAUUGGUCUUCGGGCUGUGGUGUAUUAUUUCUGUACCACCAUCAUUGCUGUUAUUCUAGGUAUUGUGCUGGUGGUGACCAUCAAGCCUGGUGUCAGCCAGGAGAUGGGUGAAAUUGACAGGACAGGCAGCACCCCUGAUGUCAGCACAGUGGAUGCCAUGUUAGACCUGAUCAGGAAUAUGUUCCCUGAGAACCUUGUCCAAGCCUGUUUUCAGCAGUAUAAAACACAGCGUGAAGAAAUAAAGUCUUCCAGUGAUUCGGAGAGGAACACAACAGAGGCGCCUGUCACCACCGUCAUGACAACAGUUUCUCAGAACAAAACAAAGGAAUACAGAAUUGUAGGCAGUUAUGCAGAUGGCAUAAAUGUCCUGGGUUUGAUUGUCUUUUGCCUCGUUUUUGGACUUGUCAUUGGAAAAAUGGGAGAAAAGGGGCAGAUUUUGGUGGAUUUCUUCAAUGCUUUGAGUGAUGCGACCAUGAAAAUCGUUCAGAUCAUCAUGUGCUACAUGCCGCUUGGUAUUUUGUUCCUGAUUGCUGGGAAGAUCAUAGAAGUUGAAGACUGGGAAAUAUUCCGCAAGCUGGGUCUUUACAUGGCAACUGUCCUGAGCGGGCUUGCAAUCCACUCCAUUGUCAUUCUCCCACUGAUAUAUUUCAUAGUUGUCCGAAAGAACCCUUUCCAAUUUGCCAUGGGCAUGGCCCAGGCCCUGCUGACAGCUCUCAUGAUCUCUUCCAGCUCAGCAACCCUCCCUGUCACCUUCCGCUGUGCAGAAGAAAAGAACCAGGUGGACAAGAGGAUCACUAGAUUUGUGCUGCCUGUGGGCGCCACGAUCAACAUGGAUGGGACUGCACUGUACGAAGCAGUGGCAGCUGUGUUCAUCGCACAGUUGAAUAACUUGGACUUGGGCAUCGGGAAGAUCGUCACUAUCAGCAUCACAGCCACAGCUGCGAGCAUUGGAGCUGCUGGCGUACCCCAGGCUGGCCUGGUGACCAUGGUGAUCGUGCUGAGUGCUGUGGGCCUGCCUGCUGAGGAUGUCACCCUGAUCAUCGCUGUCGACUGGCUCCUGGACCGGUUCAGGACCAUGGUCAAUGUCCUCGGUGAUGCUUUUGGGACUGGCAUUGUGGAAAAGCUGUCUAAGAAGGAGCUGGAGCAGAUGGAUGUUUCAUCUGAAGUUAACAUUGUGAACCCCUUUGCCUUGGAAUCUACAAUACUUGAUAAUGAAGACUCAGAUACCAAGAAGUCCUACGUCAAUGGAGGCUUUGCGGUAGACAAGUCCGACACCAUCUCCUUCACCCAGACCUCACAGUUCUAGAUUCCCUGGCUUCAGAUGACUGGAGUGAUGAAGGACAUCUCCGUGAGAGUCAUCUUUUAGUGAAACCAAACAUUUAAGAAAAAAAACAAAAAAUGGUCAGUUGUACAAUUAGUUUGAUACACAGACCUCCAGAUUAUUUUCUAUAUUUGGCUUGAUAAGCCUUUGCUGUCUGAGUUUUGGGAUUUGGGAUGGGGUAAGAUUGGAAAAAAAAAUGUUUUAAAAGGAAAUUGUAUCAUCUGGCUUUUAAAAAUUCUGUCGAAGUUUGAAAAUACAUAAAAUGUUGGAACUAGGUAAUAGAGGAGGAGAAAAUGUUUUCUCAUGUAUAGACCAGUGUCUUGGGUUUUAGAAAAGAAAUUCUCUCAUUGGCUACAAAUUUUUACUCUGGCUUUAUAUUGGUGUGGAUUUCCUUUGACUUCUCACUUUUUAUAGAUAAUAAUGUAUCUAAACAACCCCACCUAGCUAAUGUGCCAAACUUUCCAUCUUGGACUCACCUCUAGCCACUUUUAAAGAAACUGUUAAAAAAAAAAAAAAAAAAACCAGACCAGCACAGUUCUGAAAUAACAGUUUUAAGAUAAACAUAGGGUUCAGGGGUAAGGGAGAAGGGUUCUUUUUUAAACGUACUGUAUUAGGCCACUGGUAACUGUUAACCCAGUGUUUGGUAUAGAACUAUAUAUGUGUGUGUAUGUGUGUGUGUGUGUGUGUGUGUGUGUGUAUUUAUUAUUUUCAUAUAAUUUGCAAGACAGAGAUCAGAACUGAACUGUCAAUGUGAAAAACGACCUCUCCUCAUACUUGAAUAACUACAAUUCCAACCCAAGUCCGCUUCGGGGCUUAUCAGUUCUCCUUUCUCAGAAGCACUAGAAUGAGAAAUCAUGCUGUCAGAUUGUCUGUGUAUCUUCCCUACAGCAGAGGUGUGUUGUGGUGAUACUCCAGGAUGGCAUAGCCACUCUAUUACAACAUCCAGAUUUAAGCUGCCUGGAAGGAAUCGAUAUCCACUCUACAUAAGAUUACACACAAAGGUGUUACUUCAAAAAGCUUGGCUGUGCUUGUGUCCAACUGGAAGGCUUUCUUCUUCCAAGUUCACUCAUGCCCAGUUAAAGAGGCCAAUAUUUUGCUGCCUUUGCACUUUUGUACCUAUCGGGGCCCAAAUAACACUGAUGAGCUACCAGCUAAAUUGUAUUUUAAAGUAGCUUCUAUUGGUUGAGUAAGCCAGCAGGUACACAAGCUGUUCCUACCCUAUAUUUUUGUAGAAUUAAUCCCAUGACAUUGGUAUCAGUGGUUCAAGGGAAAUUCUUCCAUCCUAUGACACUGGUCCUGCCUCCUCCAGAAAGGAUUGUUCUAGCUCAUAAUCUUGGCCCUGCUCAUUAAAAUUCUCUGCUAGUCAUUCUCUUCUGAUUUAGUGAGUAUAGCUUAUUAAAGUUUGUGCUUUAGUUCUCAUCUUGUAAAUAACGCUUAACAUAAACUUGUACUUACGCCUAGAUCCAAAAUGGUCAUUUCUGUAGUAAUGUGUACCCAGCUUAAACCUGUACUUUUAUAUUUAAAAGAAACCAGAAAUUGUGCCAAAGAUAGCAGAAAAGCAAAUAAAUGCUCAGCACUGACCACCUGGACCUGAAAUCUCUGAGGAAAGAUACGGAAAUGACAUGUAAGUCGCAUAGUGACCAUUGAUUCAAUGUGAAUUUAAAAUGCAAUUAGUGUUGUUUAUAGGAGAUAUAAUUAUAAAUAUGAUUGAAAUUGAAUCAAUAAUUUAUUUUGGGCUAAAUAGUUCUAUACCUUUAUUAUGUGGCUCUAAUCCAUGGCAUUAGCAUUGGCAGAUCUCUUCAUGAACUGCAAGUCAUCCUUAUUUUGGAGUUUGUAACAAGCCUUUUAACAUACUGUGCUAUUAAGUCAUAAAAGAGAACAAUGUUCCUUUCAGUGUCAAUAAACAUGCCCUUCAUUCUUUC
Molecule: messenger RNA, 3576 nt
Organism: Chinchilla lanigera (long-tailed chinchilla)
Lineage: Eukaryota; Metazoa; Chordata; Mammalia; Rodentia; Chinchillidae
Gene: Slc1a1
Product: solute carrier family 1 (neuronal/epithelial high affinity glutamate transporter, system Xag), member 1
Biological process (GO): L-glutamate transmembrane transport
Cellular component (GO): plasma membrane
Molecular function (GO): L-cysteine transmembrane transporter activity; L-glutamate transmembrane transporter activity; glutamate:sodium symporter activity
Source: RefSeq, a predicted model, not a curated record